Messenger RNA from Neoarthrinium moseri, 1137 nucleotides. RefSeq lists its product as uncharacterized. The transcript is spliced from 3 exons. Gene Ontology annotation, biological process: mitochondrial electron transport, ubiquinol to cytochrome c. The record is from RefSeq and is a predicted model, not a curated record. The coding region runs from base 1 to 1137 and encodes 378 amino acids. Gene Ontology annotation, molecular function: electron transfer activity; heme binding. NCBI's taxonomy places the organism in Eukaryota, Fungi, Ascomycota, Sordariomycetes, Amphisphaeriales, Apiosporaceae.
AUGUUGGCAAGAUCCUGCCUGCGCUCGACGCGCAUCCUCAACGGUGCCCGUAAUGGCGCCACCUCCUUCGCCAAGGUACGAGAACGACGCUCUCUCAUCCUGCCCCCAGCCCGAUCGUUCGACCACCGGGAGACCCCGUCGACGGCCACCAUCGCGGCCUCAAUGGCGCUCUCUGCUGCCUCGACGGCUCAAUGCCCCAUCGCGGACGUGUCCACGUGUAAUGCUGACCGCACUCUCCCACAGCGAUCCGCCUCGACGAGCUCCGGCGCCGCGGCCGAGACCCCUACCCGUCUGAACAUCGCCGCCGCCGCCUCGACAGCCGUCGCCAUUGGCUCCGUCGCCUGGUACUACCACCUCUACGGACCGACCGCACACGCCAUGACACCGGCUGAGGAGGGUCUGCACCCUACACAGUACCCCUGGGUUCACAACCAGUGGACCAAGACCUUCGACCACCAAGCUCUCCGCCGUGGUUUCCAGGUCUACCGUGAGGUCUGCGCUGCCUGCCACUCGCUCAGCCGUGUUCCCUACCGAUCUCUCGUCGGUACCAUCCUGACCGUCGACGAGGCCAAGGCCCUGGCCGAGGAGAACGAGUAUGACACCGAGCCCAACGACGAGGGUGAGAUCGAGAAGCGCCCCGGAAAGCUCUCCGACUACAUCCCCGCUCCCUACAAGAACGACGAGGCUGCCCGUGCUGCCAACCAGGGUGCUCUGCCCCCGGAUUUGAGCUUGAUCGUCAAGGGCCGCCACGGUGGCUGCGACUACAUCUUCAGCUUGUUGACCGGCUACCCCGAGGAGCCCCCGGCUGGUGCCCAGGUCCAGUCGGGCCUCAACUUCAACCCCUACUUCCCCGGUACCGGUAUUGCCAUGGCCCGUGUUCUGUACGACGGACUGGUCGAGUACGAGGACGAGACCCCUGCCUCGACCUCGCAGAUGGCCAAGGACGUUACCGAGUUCUUGAACUGGGCCGCCGAGCCCGAGAUGGACGACCGCAAGAAGAUGGGUGUCAAGGUCCUGACUGUCACCGCGGUCCUGACUGCCCUCAGCAUCUGGGUCAAGAGAUACAAGUGGGCACCGAUCAAGUCGAGAAAGACCACCUACGACCCUCCCAAGGUCAACAAGAACAUGCGACUCUAG